Hemibagrus wyckioides is the source of this 1383-nucleotide messenger RNA. RefSeq names its product gem (nuclear organelle) associated protein 8 (gene gemin8). The transcript is spliced from 3 exons. Bases 166 to 810 code for a protein of 214 amino acids. Gene Ontology annotation, biological process: spliceosomal snRNP assembly. Lineage: Eukaryota; Metazoa; Chordata; Actinopteri; Siluriformes; Bagridae. Gene Ontology annotation, cellular component: SMN complex. The record is from RefSeq and is a predicted model, not a curated record.
UACCCAUAAUUACAGCGUACCGGAAAGACACAGGUUUACAGUGCUGAGAAGACUGACAGCGUUAUAUUUCCCUUCGGCGGGCAAAAACUGUUACGCCAUGGUCCUGAUAUACAUCUGAACUUAUUUAUUUAUCUUCGACUUCUUCCAGAUAAUAACACCGACAUUAUGCAGGAGCAUCAGGAGGACACGGACAUGUGGUACAACCACCCUGUCUACACCCGUUACUGGCAGCAUUACCAGCAGGCUAUGAGCUGGUAUCAGAGGCACAAGCAAGCGUACCGAAAGGCCAUACAGGCUGCAUAUGACCCUGCUCUUUACCCUGUGUUUCCCACUACCUCAUCUCGCUAUGCAGACUGGCAGGAUGACGAGACAAUGGGUAGAAUCUCUAGACAAGCAGGGAGACAGCUGGAGCGAGAAGAUGACAACUCGGAGACUGAGAGCGAGUCUGAGAGCUCGGAGGAAAGCGAGCUUGAAUACGACGUCAGCAAAAUGGACAUCACGGCUGAGCUGCGGCAAUAUUUCGCUCAGACAGAGCGCCACAGAGAGGAACUGAAGAGACAACAGCAGAUGGAAGCAGAGCGUCAGGAAGCCUACGUACCGGCCGACCAGGACCUGCACCGUUCUUGGCGACGGAGUGCCGAAGCCCCUGCCGAGCGCCCGGGCGAGAGGAGGAGUGCUGAGAUGAAGCGGCUCUAUGGAAAAGAUGCGGCCAAGAUCCAGGGCAUGGAAACAGCCAUGCAGCUCAAUUUUGACCGCAACUGUGACCGCAAGCAGCCCAAAUACUGGCCUGUAAUACCCUUAAACCUGUAGAGGGAUUUUGCACCAAUAAUGUAAGCCACUUUUACAGAAAUACAGAAAAUAAUUAAUUAAAUAUAUCAAAAUCUCUGUCGAAUAAGGGGCUGGCUUGGCCUAGAAUCCAUUUGUAUUUAUAAUAGAUUGUUGGUCCUAUUAAAGAGAGUCUUUAUUGUUCCUCUCACACGUUCAAAUGGAAAAAUGUUUCCUGUGUUUCAGUAGUGCGGUGCGAGACUCCAAAGCUUUCUCUCGACACGUUGCUAAUCCUCCUCUUUUUCACUGAUGGAAAAGUUCUGUCCCGCUCACAUAUUACCAUUCAUUACUCUUCUGUUUUUUCCCUCCCUCCUUCAAGUCCAUGAAUGAUCCCGAUAUCGUAUGCAUCGAGCCCCAGCUCCUUUUUUUUUUUCCACAGAGCCAAUUCACUAACUAGGUCAGAGCCUCCUCCAUGUUUUCAGUCCUUUCUGUCUGCUCUUCUUCUCCUUUCUUCCUCUGCUUGGGAUGUGGUCAGCUUGGCACGUUGGUUCUGUAUGAUAAGUAAUUCUUUAAAAAAUAUAUCUUUGGAUGGUGAGUUUUGUAAUAAAAUGCAUUGGA